UUGGGUUUAACGGCUAUGCAUACGAUAUUCCUGCGAGAACACAAUCGUAUAGCAGCAAUAAUGGAAGGUUACAAUCCGGGUGUGGACAGUGAGACAAUCUUCCAAGAGACACGAAAGAUUGUCGGUGCGCAGAUGCAGCAUAUCACCUUCUAUCACUGGUUACCCAAAGUACUUGGUCAGGACAACUUCAAGCGUCUGAUAGGACCGUAUCGUGGCUAUUACCCUGAGAUUGAUGCAAGCAUUUCGAAUGAAUUCGCUACGGCUGCAUUCCGUUUUGGACACACGCUCAUCAAUCCUGUUCUUUAUAGAUUAAACGCUGAUUUCAAACCGAUACGUGAGGGUCAUGUUUCGCUGCGUGAUGCCUUCUUUGCGCCUGAAACCUUCUUGGCCGCCGGUGGAAUCGAUCCUCUUCUACGAGGUCUUUUCGCAUCACCAAUGAAGAAACCUUUAUCCGAAGAAUUGCUCAACAAAGAACUCACUGAACAAUUGUUCCAUCGUGCAUAUAAUCUUGCUCUCGAUUUGGCAUCGUUGAAUAUUCAACGAGGUCGUGAUCAUGGUUUACCUGGAUAUGCUGCAUUCCGCAAAUGGUGUAACUUGAGCGCUAUUGAGAACUGGAAUGAUCUGGACGGUAUAAUACCUGUCAGGACGAUUGCUAAACUCAAACAGCUGUAUGGCCAUCCAGGUAAUAUUGACUUAUAUGCUGGUGGUGUGUCUGAGAAACGGUUAGGUGAUGCGUUGAUUGGUCCGACGUUUUCGUGUAUUAUUGCUGAACAAUUCAAUCGAGUGCGAGCUGGUGAUCGAUUUUGGUAUGAACGAGAAGGAGUGUUCACUGACGAACAACGAAAAGAAAUUCAAAAGACAACGCUCGCAAGAAUUGUUUGCGAUAAUGCUGACUCGAUCCAACAUAUUCAGGAGGAUAUCUUCAAAUAUGUCGGUAAACACAAAACCAGUUACGGUCUUUGCGCAAAACUACCGUUUGUUAACUUGAACGCAUGGCGAUCGUGUUGUGAUCAACAGUGCUCAAUUUCUCAAAAUAGAUAUCGAUUCGGUAAUCGAAGACGACGUACCCAUAGACACGACUGUACCUGGGAGGGAAUAGCUAUUAAAGAAGGUGAACGUUGGCGAAAAGAUUGCUCGGAAUGCGAGUGCGAGGUUAGAAAUUUCUUUUAA
This is a messenger RNA of Anisakis simplex (herring worm), 1170 nucleotides long. The record is from the annotation of a GenBank genome assembly. Lineage: Eukaryota; Metazoa; Nematoda; Chromadorea; Rhabditida; Anisakidae.